Gaeumannomyces tritici R3-111a-1 is the source of this 631-nucleotide messenger RNA. RefSeq lists its product as hypothetical. The record is from RefSeq and is a predicted model, not a curated record. The coding region runs from base 1 to 462 and encodes 153 amino acids. NCBI's taxonomy places the organism in Eukaryota, Fungi, Ascomycota, Sordariomycetes, Magnaporthales, Magnaporthaceae. The transcript has a single exon.
AUGCCCAGCCCUACUGUCGCGAAUCAGCAAGGCGGCACACUGCACCCUGCGCUUCUUGGCCUCACUUGGCUCGAUGGGUCGUCCCUUCUGGGCUCGGCGGCGACCUUCCCAGCGGCCAGCCAGUCAGAGGCCGUCCUGGGAGCACGUUGCGAGCUGGACCGGCUCAGAUGUCUUCGCCGAGCGGCGGGAGCUCGAGGCGCGGUGAACAGUCAACAUGUCGACCGCACGCCAACGGGUGGGUUUCGCAGGAAGCCAAGAGCGAGCAGCGAGGAGUCGCGUGCCGUGUUGCUUGAUCGAGAGGCAUUUUCUGUCCAUGCCUCGGCCAAGCGGGCGACCGAGCGGCAGAAGGAGCACCAGCGCACGCGAUCAGUUGCCCGUCGUGGCCCGCGACAGGGAAAGAGCACACGAGCACUUGCCAAAUCUGCCCGCCUCCAACUUGGCGCUCCCACAACAUCCAAUUAGCGAAACCCCACCUUCCCCAAAAUUAUGGCUUUCCAGUUGGCUUGCCGCUUGAUCGUUUUGUUUUCCCUCCCAAAACUCGAGGCAGCACGAUCACCCGCCGCCACCGAGGACCACACAAAUCAAAGUCGACGGGCAAUAAUCGCUCGUCAAGUGAGCAAGUGAUUCCUAA